Molecule: messenger RNA, 762 nt
Organism: Knipowitschia caucasica
Lineage: Eukaryota; Metazoa; Chordata; Actinopteri; Gobiiformes; Gobiidae
Source: the annotation of a GenBank genome assembly
AUGCACACGUUCGAAAGGAUUACCUCUUGCAACUCCUGCCACAUGCUGCUGAGGGGAAUCUUCAACCAAGGUUACCAGUGCCAGAAGUGUGGUCUGGGUGCUCAUAAGGAAUGUCUGGGACGGUUUGGAUCCUGUGGAAAAACAGAUCCGGGCUCCAUCAGAACUCAGAGCAAGGACCGAGGCGCAGGUUUACCCAAAAUGCUGGUUGUGAGAAACUACUUUGGCGUCCCCAGUCCUGUUUCCGGUCCACCUCUGAACAUUCAAACUGGAGACAUCAUUGAACUAAUAUGUGCCGAUUUGCACAGUGCAUGGUGGCAGGGCAAAAUCUUGUCGACAAAAGAAGUGGGCUUUUUUCCAAGUGAUGCUGUGAAGCCCUGCCCUUGUGUGCCAAAGCCCAUAGAUUACUCCACUCAGCCCUGGUUUGCAGGCCCCAUGGAGCGCUUUCAAGCUGAGACAGAGCUCAUCAACAGGGUCAACAGCACAUACCUGGUUCGACAUCGCAGCAAAGAGUUCACAGAGUACGCCAUCAGUAUAAAGUACAACAACGACGUCAAGCACAUCAAGAUCCUGACCAAGGAGGGCUGCUUCCACAUUGCAGAAAACAAGAAAUUCGGGAGUAUAGUGGAGUUGAUUGAGUACUACAAACACCACUCACUCAGAGAAGGAUUUCGAAGCCUGGACACCACUUUGCAGUUUCCAUAUCGUGAACCAGAGAACAUGGCAAUUCAACGACUCAACCGAUCAGGCAGCAACAGUAAGUAG